AUGUUGUUCGCCAAAUCCACCUUUCUGCUAUCGUUGUUCGCCCUCAGCAACAUUGCGGCUGCUGCGCAGUCCCCUGCUUGCCUUAUUUCUGCUCUGGGCUCCGAGAAAACCCCCGGUGACUUGAAGGCUGUGUGCGUCGAUAGAGUGCAGAAGAAAAUCGCAGAUGUAUGUGGUGAUGACAAGCAGGAAGCUUUGAAGCAAUUCGCCGACACCUGCUCUGCUGCUGGCCACAAAGUUGUCAUCCACUCGACGAGCUCCGCCGAUUCCACGUCUACCAGGACCUCUGGCGGUUCCAAGUCGACCAAAACCGGCACCAACACUGGUUUUCUCUCUGCUUCUGCGACCAGCACCUCCGACUCUAGCUCCAAUUCCGGGUCCAGCCCCAGCUCGGCCUCCGAUGGAACUCAGCACACUAACUCGGCUGGCUCGUCCGACAAACACGUCUCCGCUGCAGCAUUUGCGGCAGUCGUCUUCGUCGGCUUUGCUGCCGCGUUGUAA
Aspergillus tanneri is the source of this 498-nucleotide messenger RNA. Its product is annotated as putative GPI anchored cell wall protein. The record is from RefSeq and is a predicted model, not a curated record. The transcript is spliced from 3 exons. NCBI's taxonomy places the organism in Eukaryota, Fungi, Ascomycota, Eurotiomycetes, Eurotiales, Aspergillaceae. The coding region runs from base 1 to 498 and encodes 165 amino acids.